AUGGUUCAAGAUAUCGAAAAAUCACCUAUUGCUAGUAUAAAGUCAGCAUCUUCAACUUCUACAACUGAUAUUUCAGAUCUUCAAUCCAGUGAUGUGGUAUUGAAUAAGAAGAUGAAGUUAGUUCAAGAUGCUAUUGAUGAGAUUGGGUUCACACCUUACCAUUUAAAAUUAUUAUUCUUAAAUGGUAUGGGGUAUGCUACAGAUUCUCAAUUGUUGAUGAUUGAAAGUUCUGUCAGACAAUAUAUAAAUUUUCAAUUUGGUCAAGAUUUCCCAAUAUCUAAUGAAGCUAUGGUAAUCGGAGGUAUUGCAGGUGCUUGUUUAUUUGGAUUUUCAGCUGAUUUAAUCGGUAGAAGGUUAGCUUUCAAUAUCUCAUUAUUCUUAUCGGGAUUAUUUUGUAUUAUAACAGGAGCUAUGAAUAGUUUAGCUACUUAUUGUUUAUUUGUAGCGUUAUCAAGUUUAUGUUUCGGAGGUAAUUUGGUUUUGGAUACUGUUUGUUUCUUGGAAUUUUUACCAUUUAAAAAUAAUUUACAAAGUUUGGUUACUUUGUUAGCAGCAUUCUGGGGGAUUGGACAAUCAGUAGCUGUUUUAAUUGCUUGGGCUUUCUUACCAAAUAAUAGUUGUGAAGGUCCUGAAAAUUGUGAUUCUGCUGAUAAUAGAGGUUGGAGAUAUACCUGGUAUGUUAAUGGAGCCAUUGUUUUAGUAUUAGCAGUUGCUAGAGUUACAGUUAUUAGUUUAGAAGAAACUCCUAAAUUCUUGGUUUCCAACUCUAGAGAUGAAGAAGCUUAUCAAAGUUUAAAGAACAUUGCUGAUAAAUACAACAGACCUAUGUCGUUAACUUUGGAAAAAUUACAAGCAUGUGGAGAAAUCACUGCUAAUGAAGAUUAUAGAAAAAAUCAAUCAGUUAAAGGAACUUUGAAAUUGAUGGGUGAACAUUUAUCAGUGUUAUUUUCCAAUAAAACUAUGAUCAGACAUACUUCAUUAUUGUUCUUAUCAUGGUUGAUUUUAGGUAUUUGUUAUCCAAUUUUCUAUGCUUUCUUACCAACAUAUUUAGCUACUAGAGGGGUGAAUAUUUCUGCUGAUACUGUUUAUGGAGUGUACAGAGAUAAUGUUAUUUCAAAUGUUUGUUCAAUUGGUGGACCCAUUAUUGCUUGGCUUUUACUUUUCUACGUACCAGUAUUAGGUCGUAGAGGGGUUCUUUUCAUUGGUGCUAUUGCCUCAUCAGCUUUCUUCUUUGGUUAUACUCAAAUUAAGAAUCAUGCUCAGAAUGUAGCAUUAUCAUCAGCAGCUUAUUGCGCUUUAUAUAUCUAUUUUGGAUGUCUUUAUGCUUUCAGUCCUGAAACCAUGCCUGCUAUGGCAAGAGCUACUGGAAAUGCUUGUUGUAUCAUGAUUACCCGAUUUGGACAAAUUUUUUCGCCUAUUAUUGCCUAUUAUUCUGAUACUUCAUCAUCAGCUCCAUUAUUCGUUUGUGGUGCUUUGAUUGCCAUAAAUGGGAUCAUAGCUUUAGGAUUCCCAUUGGAACCAAGUAAAAAUAGACCAAGUUAA
Molecule: messenger RNA, 1542 nt
Organism: Yamadazyma jaroonii
Lineage: Eukaryota; Fungi; Ascomycota; Pichiomycetes; Serinales; Debaryomycetaceae
Source: the annotation of a GenBank genome assembly